CAGUGCAGUGCAGUCAGUGGAUGUCUCUAUAUGUUCUUCCUGAAAUUUGCUACAGGCUGCUUCAGUUUACUCAUAAGACCAUCAGCAGGCUUAAUGUGGGGGAAGGAGUUUCUGUCUGUGAACAUUUUGACUGUCGGUGUGCUACUGAUUGGUCUCUUUCUUUCAGCUGCUUUGCCUGAUUGUCAUGAUGGAGCAGACCUCUUCAUAACGGCUCCAAAGAAGCUGGAAGCACUGAGUGGAUCUUGUUUGCAUAUUUCAUGUAGCUUCAGACCCAAAGAAGGACAGACAUUUAUCAGCACAAGAAAAACCUUUGGAGUGUGGAUUAAAAGUUAUCAUAGAGUUACCAGAAACAAUGUGAUCUUCAACAGUAGUGGAGCAGUUAGCAUCUAUCCAAUGAGUAUUACUGGGAACCUGAGUCAGAGAGACUGCACCACUCUGUUUUCUAAUUUAACCACCACAUACACAGACACAUACUUCUUCAGAGUAGAGAGUGAACCAUUCAAGGCAACAGCUCAUUGUGAUUCUCUUCAAAUAACAAUCAGAGAUUCUCCUUGGAGGCCCAAUAUUACAAUCCCAGGUGAUCUGAAGGAGAAGGAGUCUGUCACUAUAACCUGCUCAGCUCUCACUCCCUGUCCACACUCCCCUCCUCAACUCACCUGGAAUCUCCAACAAGACUCUCACAACAAAAUAGAGGAAAACACAGAUGGAAGCUUUACAACUAAAAUCCAGCAGAACAUCACUCUGUCAGACACACAUGAUGGAAAGAAGAUCAGCUGCUCUGCCAGAUAUCCUGUGAACCAAGGAAACGACACCAAGACAGCAGAGACAGAAGAGACUCUCAGUGUUUCAUAUGCUCCUAAAGACACCUCAGCAUCCAUCAGUCCAUCAGGUUUGGUGUCAGCAGGCAGCUGGGUGAACCUGACCUGCUCCAGCAGAGCCAAACCUCCAGUCAGCAGCUUCACCUGGUUCAAGAAGAGCAGAGAUGGAGCUGUGAAAGUAUCUGAAGGAGAGAUUUACAGCUUCAAUGUAACAGAUGGAGGAGUUUAUUACUGUGUGGCCACUAAUGAUCUGGGUAAUCAGACAUCAGCAGAGAGUCAUGUGACUGUUACUUACAAUGAAGCUGGCAUACUGGUUGGUGUCUACACUAUAGUGAAGAUUGUGGGAAUCAUAAUGCUUGUGAGCACACUGGGCAUGUUUGAGUGCUGGUUCAGCUCAAGAUGCUCCAACAAUCCAGAGACAGAAAGCUGUCAGAU
Haplochromis burtoni (Burton's mouthbrooder) is the source of this 1253-nucleotide messenger RNA. Its product is annotated as sialic acid-binding Ig-like lectin 7. The record is from RefSeq and is a predicted model, not a curated record. NCBI's taxonomy places the organism in Eukaryota, Metazoa, Chordata, Actinopteri, Cichliformes, Cichlidae.